AUGCCGCAAGAGUCGAAGAAACAAGGCCGGGAAGACGAUAACGCUGCCACUUCUCUUUUGGCAGAGGUGCUCGCAGGAACAAAUCUCGAGGCACAUAAUCCAGACGAUCAAGACGUCGACUCGCUCAAGUCCCGAAAUUACGGGCUACAGCAACUACUCGUUAAGCUCUUUGCCGAGAAUGAAGUCCUACGAACGCAAAACGCAUGCCUUGAUGAAAGCUACAAGCAGCUAGAAGAGCGAUAUCAAGAGUUGUGUACCAAAUACGUCAAAGUCGGUGGAAAGUACAAGAAAUAUAAAGCCAAAUGGGAUAAAGUUCAGAGCAGUGCUUCACCCAAGAGUGAACAGAAGCAGAGUCGGUCCAAGGUGAAGGAAUCGCAGGUACAAGACACGGAAGAGGAGCAUAGUCAACCAGAGGACGAGGAAGUUGUUGCUGCUCUAAUUGCAGAUACGAAUGAAAUGCGUCAAUCUCGAUUUGCCCUCAAGAGGCCAUUGCUCCUUGCAUCGAAUGAUCCUACACCUGUCAAGAAUGUUCAAGGUAUCGCAGCCCACGACAAUGACUUUCUGAAAAUGUCGACGCUAGGUGAUAAGCGAUACUUUGCACCCUCGCCGGUCAAGAAAAGUGGACAGGGUAGCCAGCCCGCGCGGGCACUCGUCGCCCAGAGAGCUCGUUCAGCGUCUCCCCAGAAGCGCCGUAACAUGUCACCAGAGAAGGCUAAUGCUACUCCAGCUAAACCAAGGUGGCAUUGA
Serendipita indica DSM 11827 is the source of this 747-nucleotide messenger RNA. The record is from the annotation of a GenBank genome assembly. Lineage: Eukaryota; Fungi; Basidiomycota; Agaricomycetes; Sebacinales; Serendipitaceae.